AUGAAGAACCCCAGUGAGAUAGAACCACCAGCAACGGAUGAAGAACCCAGUGAGAUAGAACCCCCAGCCACUGAUGAAGAACCCAAUGAGAUUGAACCACCAGCCACUGAUGAAGAACACAAUGAGGGUAGAACCACCAGCAACUGAUGAAGAACACAGAGAGGUAGAACCAUCAGCUAUUGAUGAAGAACCCAGUGAGAUAGAACCACCCUACCCAAUCACUGAUGAUGAACCCAGUGAGAUGGAACCAGUUUAUCUAGCACCUGAUGAAACCAGAGGGGAGACAGCCAGAGUCAGAAAAAAACAACUCUCUUUCAUCUACCAACACAAACUACUGUCCCCAAACACAACUGAACAGCAGCUACCACUGCUUCAGCCAUCACCCUCCUCUACAGUCAUGACCUCCAUUAGAAGAAACUACCACUAUAACUAUUCCUACAACUACUACAACCACUAUUCCCACAACUACUACCACUAUUCCUACAACUACAACUACUAUUACUUCAAACCACUAUUCCCACAACUACUACCACUAAUUCCCACAACUUCUACACUAUUCCCACAACUACUAUCACUAUUCCCAAACUACUACCACUAUUCCACAACUCUACCACUAUUCCCACAACUUCUACCACUAUUCCCACAACUACUAUCACUAUUCCCACAACUACUACCACUAUUCCCACAACUACUACCACUAUCCCACAACUACUACCACUAUUCCUACAACUACUAUUCCCACUACUACUACUACUACUACCACUCCUACUACUACAACAGUCUGGAGGAAUCCAGGGGUAAACCGGGCAAUCCCAGACUCACAUGGCAGUCGCUACUUAAAACCCCCCCCAGACCUACCACCAAGCUACCCCACCUACCCCGCCCCCCACCUUACCCACCUACCCACAACACCUUAUCACUAGGCCUGACCCAGUCAGACUCCACCCCCUAUAAAACACGCACCCUCUCUCCCCACACCCUGUCAACCCCAAACUCUUCUCCCAGACAUUUUAGAGACCCCUUCCUCUGAGUCCCCACCACAAGAGCUCCCUCGAGCCCCCCCAAGACCUCCCCACCCACCACAGACCCUCAGGCCGGCUCAACACUGGCUCUACUCCUCCUCGUUCCCCACCCCUCUCUCCAGACCGUAGUGUGACUGCCCAACGCUCCCCUCAGACCACUGUCCUGCGUGUCAGGCCCCGUAUCACUCCCCCCCAUGUGCGCCCCAUGUCUGUCCCCAGCUGAGAGUGACGCCCUCCUGCCAUGCGAGGCCAUUGGACAGCCUCCUCCAACCAUCACCUGGAUCAAGGUCUCCACAGGUACGCCACACACUCUACUCUCAGUUCUACACACAAUACAUGCUACUGUCACUCACAUACACACAAUAUGUACUUUGUCAUACAUACACCUUACUCAACUACACUCACUACUGUCCCUCAUACACACAAUAUGUACUUUGUCAUACAUACAACCUUACUCAAUACACUCACUACUGUCACUUAUACACACAAUAUGUACUUUGUCAUACAUACACCUUACUCAAUAACACUCACUACUGUCACUCAUACACACCACUAUGUACUUUGUCAUACAUACACCUUACUCAAUACAUUCACUACUGUCACUCAUACACACCAAUAUGCCACUCAAUAUGUAUUUCUGUCUGCCCCAGGAGCUGUGAUGUCACUGGACUCCAAGGCAGAGCGUUUUCCAGGUCCUACCCAACGGAACCUUUUUCAUCCAGAGCGUGCAGGUCCAGGACCGGGGGACAUAUAUCUGCAGCGCACAGAACUCUGUGGGCCUUGACCGCGCCAUGGUGACCCUGGAGGUCUGGUCCCGCCCACCACGCAUUCAGCUACCCACUCACAGAGAGGCCACAGUGCACCAGGGGGGCGAGGUGAGGUUGGAGUGUCGUGCUCAGGGGGUGCCUGUCCCUCUGCUGUCCUGGGUACUACCUGACCGCUCCGUUCUGACCCCCAACCUAACUCCAACCCCUGCCAUGGCCCUCACCCCCGGGUGUCUAUAUUCCCUAAUGGUACUCUGCGUAUCGUGGCUGUCGGCCCAGCAGACAGAGGACUGUAUCGCUGUGUAGCCUCCAACCCAGCAGGGGCAAGCAGUCUGUCAGUCCGACUCCAUGUCUCAUCCCUGCCUCCAGCCAUCCAGCAGCCCAGAGAGGAGAGGGUAACCCAGCCCGCUGGCAUGCCUGUCUACGCCCACUGCUCUGCCCGGGGAGCCCCCGCUCCCUCCAUCCGCUGGAGGACCCCUGACGGCACCCUGCUGCUCCCCUCUCAAUUCCUCAACGGGAACCUGUUUGUCCUCCCCAACGCCACCUUGCUGAUACGCAAGCUUGCCACUAAGGACUCUGGGAGCUACGAGUGCCUGGCGACUAAUGCAGUGGGCGGGGAUAAGAGGACGGUGAGGGUGGAGGUUGACUGGAGAUGAACGAGGAGGAGUUGUCUCCACAGAUAAAAACUAACAUCCUCCUCUUCCAUUAACAGUAACUCUGAACCUGACCCCCUCCUCAGCCAUUCUUAACCCUCCUCUCCGGUCCUCCUCCCCCCUCAGUAAGGCUAAGAUCCUCUCCACCUCUCCAUCCAGUUCUAUAGUCGUAUAUGGUGAAACUCUGCUCCUUCACUGUUCAGCAACCGGCAACCCAGAGCCUAGAGUAGUCUGGAGGACACCUGGCAAGAAACUAGUGGAUGCCCACUACAGGUGUGUGCUUGUCCAUAUUGAUUACUGAUCUGUUUAAUCUAGUCUGUCUCUGUUGUAUUGAUUGAUUGUCUGUGUCUUGUGCUGAUGUAUCUAACUUAUCCUCUCUGUGUUGUAUUUCCAGUUUUGACAAGAGGAUGAAGGUACACAGUAAUGGAACCCUGUAUAUCCAGUCGGUGACAGAGAAAGAUGGGGGGGGACUAUUUAUGUGUCGCACGAAACUAAAAUGGCUGACGACUACCGCCUCCUCCGUGUCACUGUGGUCACAAAGCCCACAAAGCCCGCUAAGAUUGAGCCAAAGCAGCCGUUCAAUCAGAAGGUUGGUGUCGUAUGGAGCAGCUUUAAAGGUAGACUGUCUGGGCGACCGGGCAGCCCGACCCCGCAGUGAGAUGGAGCCUACCGGACGGAACCUCAGUGAAACAGCAUCUGUUGCAAGGGGACGAGAGAGGGGGACGGAGGAGGGCGGCUGGUGGUGUUUGACAACGGGACUCUGUACCUCCCCUCAGUGGGGAUGGGGGAGGAGGGGAGUAUGUCUGCCACGCUGAGAACCAGGUGGGGGAAGAGACUCCAUGAGGGUGAUGAUCAAAGUCCUCGCCUCACCCCCUUCCUUCCCUAGAACCAGAUAUGAGGUCAUCAAGGUGGCAACAAGGGGGGCGGGUGGCUCUGAACUGUGGGGCCAAAGGAGAGCCCAUCCCUACAGUCACAUGGUUCUCUCCAAUCAAUCGUGUCAUCCCUGUGGGGGGGUCCGGUCCAGUUGUAGUGCCGGCCAGAUGGCUCCUUGGUGAUCCAGGGGCUAGAGGGGGCUGACGGAGGAAACUAACACCUGCCGAGCCAGCAACACUACUGGGGAGAGGAGAAGGGUGAUGGGGGUGGAGGUGAUGGUGACCCCAUCCAGCUUCACUCUUAAUGGGACUAGGGGUGGACUCGAUGGGACAGACAGACAGACAGCUGUUGUUAGUGGUAGUGGAGUCAGUGCUGGGAUCACCAUCAGUCAGUCUGCAGGGAGGGUUCAGUCAGUCAGUAUUGGUAAUGGUGUCAGUAGUGGUAAUGGUGUCAUUAAUAAUGAAGUCAGUCAUAAUGGAGUUAGCAAUGUAGGGGACCAGAGGGUCUCAGCAGUAAGAGGCCAGACAGUUAUUUGCCCUGUCCAUCCCAGGGCUUCCCUCCACCCCGCCCGGCCUGGUUGCUGCCUGGUAACGGGGUUCUCCCGGCGCCUUACUACGGCAGCAGACUCACCGUGCACCGCAACGGAACCCUGGAGCUGCGGGGGGUGAGGGCAAGCGAUGCUGGCAUGCUGGUGUGUGUCGCUCGUGGUGAGAGGGGCGAGGCUCGGAUCAUGGUAAAUCUGGAGGUCAUAGACACACAGGACACACCUCGCUCCAGAGGCCCAGUGACCACAGAGAAACCUCGCCCAGUAGGCCCAGUCGCAACAGAGAAACCUCACCCAUUAGGCCCAGUUAGCACAGAGAAACCUAGCUCAGGAGUCACAGUUACAGAGGAGACAUCUCGACCUAGAGGUCCAGUAACCACAGAGAAAUCUCGCCAGGAGACACCUCACCCGAGAGGCCCAGUCACUACUGAGAAACCUCACUUGGGAGGCCGAGUCAGCACAAAGAAACCUCGCCCAGUAGGCGGGGAUAAGAGGACAGUACCAGGAGUCCCAUUCCGAGGGGGACACACCUCGCCCAAGAGGCCCAGUGCCAGAGCAGCGAGGAGUGUCAUCCUGGAGAGGAAGCCUGUGGUCGUCAGCAGAUCAGCUUCUCUGGUCAGCAUCAUAAGCGGAGAGAAUCUACGGCUACCCUGCCCCAGACAGACAGCCCCAGUCAGAGUUCCAGCCAGACUCAGCCUUUGACCUGGACGUUGCCCAGCGGGGUGGUCGUGUCUCGGGGCCAGACGGCAGGGACGGGUCAGUACUCAGUCCUGGAUGACGGGACUCUGACGGUGCAGCAGGCGUCUGUGUUCGACAGGGGGACCUACUCCUGUCGAUCCACCAAUCAGAACAUGUUGUCUAUCCUGACAGUUCCAGUGAUUGUCAUCGCCUACCCCCCCCGCAUCACCAACGGCCCCCCUCCCCUCACCUACACCCGGCCCGGAGUUGCUGUGCAGCUCACCUGCUACGUCAUAGCAACCCCCCAAGCGAACCAUCACCUGGGAAAUGCCGGACCAAUCCCAGCUAAGGGUCACAGGUCAGGCCCGUCUCUAUGGCAACCGGUACCUGAGCCCCCAGGGUUCCCUGGUAAUCCAGAACCCGACCAGCAGAGACACUGGGUUCUAACCGCUGUACUGCACGAACGUCAUUGGAACCGACACCAAGGCCACUUAUCUACAUGUGAUCUAACAGAACACACACAGUGAGAACCUGGUCCUGCUUAUCCUCGUGUCUGGAGGAGACCACACACACACCACACACACACACACACACACACACCACACACACACACACACACACACACACACACACACACACCACACACACCCACCCAAACACCGCACCCCACAAAGCACACACCCCACUUUUUUCCCUAAGAAAUGCAAAGUUAAAUACCGAAAAUCCCGUUUAAACCCAAAACGUAAAAGAUUGUAAAUUGAGAAUAUAAAACCAAAAGCAUUUACAGCCAUUUGUGGGUUUUGCAUCUAACCCUCCAGAGUGUUUUUUUGCAUUUAAAGCCAAAAGUGUGUUAUUCAAACUAACUUCAGAGUUGGGUUUUUGAAACUUACAACCCCGGGGUGUUAGCAUUUUCAGCCAGAGUGUUUUUAUGCAUUUUUACAAACCAUAGUGUGUUUAAAGUCUUCAGCCCUAGUGUGUUAAGCAUCUAACAUCCCUAGUGGGUUUGAAUUAACAUCCCCUAGGGGUUAGGGUCAACCAUCCGAGUGUUUAUGCAUUUUACAGCCGAGGGUGUUUUUUUAUUUACAGCCCCUUUUUGUUUUUAUGCACUAACAUCCAGAGGGUGUUAUGCAUUUACAGCCCCGAGUUUUGUUAUUCAUCCUUUUCGCCAAGUGUGUUAUGCCUUACAGCCCUGUGGGGGUUUUGAUCUAACCCCCAUGUGUGUUUUUCAUCUUACCCCAGAGGGUGUUAUUAUCCUUACGAAAAAGUGGGGUUUAUUCCUUUCAGCCAUAGGUGAUGGUCUAACAUCCGGGGUUAUGCAUCUUACAGCCAGAGUGUGUUAUCAUUUUUCCCAGCCAUAGGGGUGUUAAAGCUCAAACAUCCAUAUUUGUGUUAUGCAUCUUAAAAGCCAAGGGUUUUAUAUCUUACAGCCAUAGUGUGUUUAUGCAUUUUACACCAAUGUGUUUGCCUAACCAGAGGUGUUAUCAUUUUAAACAGCCAGAGGGUGUUAUUUUUUAAAAAGCCAUAGUGUGUAAUGCAUCUUACACCAUAGUGUGGUUAAGCAUCUAACUCCAUAGUGUUUUAUGCAUCACAUCCAUGUUGUUAGCAUCUAACAUCCAGAGUGUGUUAUGCAUCUUACAGCCAGAGGGUGUUAUUUAUCUUACAGCCAUAGUGUGUUAUGCAUCUAACAUCCAGAGUGUGUUAUGCAUCUUACAGCCAGAGUGUGUUAUGCAUCUUACAGCCAGAGUGUGUUAUGCAUCUUACAGCCAUAGUGUGUUAUGCAUCUUACAGCCAUAGUGUGUUAUGCAUCUAACAUCCAGAGUGUGUUAUGCAUCUUACAGCCAGAGGGUGUUAUUUAUCUUACAGCCAGAGUGUGUUAUGCAUCUUACAGCCAGAGUGUGGUAUGCAUCUUACAGCAAUAGUGGAGUUGUAAAAGCAAUGAGCAGCUCUGAGAAGCAACGUCAUCAUUCAGCAACAAUAAAUAUUGUCAACAUCACAGACUAUAUCAGGGAGUAAAAUCAUCAGCUGUUGCAAUACACAUCAUGCAAGACAACAUAUUCAGCUCUGUAUUACAACCUUUAUGAACUUUUACCUCCAUAAUAUCUAAAGUGGCCUUAUGAGUCCCGUGUAUAGUUGUGUAUUUAUGAGCAGAACAAAUGUUUGAUAGUAGUCACAGAACUCCUCCAAUGAUAGUUCUGUGGAGCCACAGGAGGCUGCAGCACUCUGUGUCUGCAGCUCUCUGUGUCUGCAGCACUCUGUGUCUGCAGCUCUCUGUGUCUGCAGCGCUCUGUGUCUGCAGCGCUCUGUGUCUGCAGCUCUCCAACCCUGCAGGCUCGAUCACUCUUCCAGCCAUUUAG
Molecule: messenger RNA, 6888 nt
Organism: Coregonus sp. 'balchen'
Lineage: Eukaryota; Metazoa; Chordata; Actinopteri; Salmoniformes; Salmonidae
Source: the annotation of a GenBank genome assembly